AUGCAUCUUAUCAGCAAAAUUUUAUACGUCUACGUCGCUUUACACGUCGCCUUCCAGGGCGCGUCCGGCGCAAUUCUCCGGGGACGAACUAGCGAUGCCGAUUCCAACCAGCUUUCAGCAACUGAUUUCCAAACUUUGAGCCAGGCCGCGGAAGAUCUGAACAGUCAGCUGGAUAACUUCUUGCGGAACUGGAACGGCGGUCACCGUAAACCCGAUAUCGUGGAAACUACAACAACCAUCGCCAAGCGGCAGGCCAGCGGCAUCUCGAUUUCUCCGCAAGACCUUCAAGAUCUUCUGAAGCUCAUCCAGUCCAUCGAGCGACAGUUGGCGGCGAUAAUCUCUGGCGGCACCACGGCUAGUGGAACCGCGGCACCGGCUCCUUCAAACACUGUCAACAACCCGGGGCCGGUUGCUUCGUCGCCAGUGCAGUCCAACGUCCAGCCCACCGCCACCGGCAAUGGUCCGGCCAACCCAGGUGUAAGUUCUCCUACCCCCAACCCCGUGCUGACGAACACAGGAGAUGGCGGGCCGCUUACCACGGCAUACGGAACGUCCGUCAUGACCGGUACGAGAUGCAAAACGACGGUCACUCAGACUUUCACCGAGUAUGUCUAUGAGGACGGGACAACGGCCGUGCCUCGGGCUGGCCGAUCAGUCGCGGAAGACGACGGGGCAGAUGACGAAGAGGAUGAAGAGCGUUGGGUCACUGCCACCAUGCCUCGAGACACUGAAGAAGACGACGACUGGGAGCCUUGGGUCGAGUUCGACGGGACAACCACUGAGCAAGACGAGUCCGAUGUGGGCUUCACGACGCGCGAUUCCUGGAUGGAACUGGGAGUCAAGCGUCGUGGUCCGCUGGACGAGACCAGUGGCCCUGGGCUCCUCUUUGUUCGCGACGAAGAGGGGAUUUGA
Molecule: messenger RNA, 912 nt
Organism: Colletotrichum phormii
Lineage: Eukaryota; Fungi; Ascomycota; Sordariomycetes; Glomerellales; Glomerellaceae
Exons: 1
Coding region: 1-912 (303 amino acids)
Source: RefSeq, a predicted model, not a curated record